Messenger RNA from Paramecium sonneborni, 1227 nucleotides. The record is from the annotation of a GenBank genome assembly. NCBI's taxonomy places the organism in Eukaryota, Ciliophora, Oligohymenophorea, Peniculida, Parameciidae.
AUGAAAUAAAUAAUAACAAUUUAAGUGGGUUAAAGUGGAAAUUAAAUAGGAAAUGCUAUAUGGAACUAAAUGAUGGAUGAUUGUGGUGAUAAAUUGGAUUAAAAAUUUUUUCGUGAAGGAAUCCCUCGUACAGUAUUGGUAGAUAGUGAAGAGAAUACAUUAGAUAAAAUAAGUGGAAAUAAGAAUUUAUAAUAUUAUGAUCCAAAUAAUUUCAUUUAUGGAAAGAAUGGAAAAUGUUUAACAUUUGCAAGUGGUUAUUAUGGUUAGAAUGAUUUAUUUGAUGAGAUUGUAGAAAGAGUAAGAAAAGAGCAUGAAUAAUGUGAUGGAGUUUAAGCAGUUUAAUUAAUUCAUUCUAUAAAUGGUGGUACAGGGUCUGGAAUGGGAGCUAAAUUAGUAUAUUAUACAAGUGAUCAUUUUUGUGAUUGUUCAAAGAUUAAUAUUUCUAUUUAUCCAUCAAAACAUGAGAAUAGUGUGAUUUAUCCAUAUAAUUCUCUAUUAGGUUUAAUGCAUUUAAAUUACAACUAUAAUAUGGGAUUUUACUUUGAUAAUGAUUCAUUAUAAUAAAUGACAGAGAAUAUGUUUAUAUAUGAUUAAAACUAUGAAACAUAUAAUUAAUUAUUAGGAUUUGCAAUGGAUGGGAUAUAUAAAUCUUUUCGUCAUAAUUCAUACUCUAACACAAACUUUUAUAAGAUAUAAACUAAUAUAACUCCAUUUCCAAGAUUACAUUGUUAUACAAUAUCAUUAGCACCUUUGUUUUCAUAUAUUAAUACUCCAAGUCUUUUAUAAGUGAGUAAAGAAAUAUAUUCAAAAAGAAAUCAAACAUUUUCAAUGUCAUUAUCUUCAGGUGUAUUUUUAGCAUAAUAAAUAAUGAUAUAUGGAGAUACAGAUGUGUUUUCAGUUUAAUAAGAAUUUAAAUAAGCAAUAAGUUCAGAUGAUAUUCAAUUUGUUAAAUGGGUUGCUGAUCCUAUCACUUAUAUAAUCUGUCCAAACAAAUAAAAAUAAUGCGAAUUAAUGGCUUUUUCAAUUAAUCAUCAUACUGGAAUAGGAAUUAAACUUAAUUAAUUGAAAUAACAAUUCAAAACACUUUUUUAAAAACGUGCAUAUUUGCAUUUAUUUAUGCAAGAAGGACUUGAUGAAUUAGAAUUAUAAGAAGCAGAAUCUGCAUGUGGAGAUGUAAUUUCUGAGUACUGUUGUUACAAUGAUUAAACUGAUACUACAGAUGAAUGA